Schistosoma mattheei is the source of this 750-nucleotide messenger RNA. Lineage: Eukaryota; Metazoa; Platyhelminthes; Trematoda; Strigeidida; Schistosomatidae. The record is from the annotation of a GenBank genome assembly.
AUGACUUCAAACCUUGCGUUCUUUGAUUUAAUGGACAACUUUCUGCCAUCAGAUAAGUGUUUACUAGUGAAUGACUUAGGGUAUACUUCUUACAGUACCAGUAGUGUUUCUUGUCCAAACUCAUCUUGCCUUUGUGUCACUGAGGAUCUACAGCUGAUGGAGCAACAUUAUGCAACUUGUCAUCAUCAUUCAUGUUCACUUUGUGGUUUAAGUUUUAUAUCUUCAAGGCUUCUUUCGAUACAUGAACAAAUUACACAUUGUGGAGCUUUUAAACCAAAGCUGGACUGUUUUCUCGUCGCAUGCCCUCAAAAAUUCUGUGACUCCGCCAAACUUUUCGCACAUGCUUAUGAUUGCCAUGGGCUUCUUCCUGACUCGUCAGUGCUCAUAGGUACAAUGAUAAGUGUCAAAAAUCGCAAUUCUAAUAAAAUCAUGUCCGAGUUUGUUGUCCACCGUUGGGAUGAAUCCGUUGAUGGCCAACUCACCCUAGAAAAUAUGCUAAAGAAGCUCAAAUCGGAGGGUUGUAGUUACAUAAAUUACAAGUUCAGUCCUGGCACCAAUUUUCCGGAACAUACCCACAACGAAGAUAAAUUGGACUGCAUUGUUAGCGGCCAGCUUUCAUUCACUAUGUAUGGAAAGGAAAUUAUAUUAGGUCCUGGUGAUCGUCUUGAAGUUCCUCGCAACAUACCACAUUCUGCUCGUGUUGUGGGCAAAGAUCCUCUCGUAUUUGUGGAUGCUACACGAAAAUCAUAA